CAUCCAACGUCUAAUAUUUUCUGGGAGCAUUCUCUCCUCUCGCCGCCCGUCGCCACAUAGGCAGCACCACAGCGGCUAAGGCUUAGCAGCGGCUCGGUCUCGUGCGGCCAGCGCAACUGCGGCAAGAACCCUACCGCCUUGGGUUGGCUUGGCUUGGCCCUCCCCGUCCAGCUUCGACGGAAGGUACUAACAAUUGUAAUCUAGCUGCACUUCAUCACAAAUUCAAUGGCAGAUCGCUGGCUGGAGCUGCCCAAUCUGGCCCUGCAAGUGGUGGGGAUCUUACCGGAGGUCCAGAGGCCUAGCAGCAUGGUCCCUCGCUGCCAGAAGGUGGCUUACACGGCCGUUUCCCUCCUCAUCUACCUUGUCGGCAGCCAACUGCCUGUGUAUGGAUAUGGAGUCCGUUCUCCAUCGGUUGCUGACUCUACUGGGUUGACAUGCCCGACUGCAACUCCGUCAUGUCUGCUGGGAUCAUGCCCCUCGUUCUGUCUGAGGCGGUGCUUCAUUUCCUGCUGUGGUGUAAGGUUCUUAGAGCAAACAAUCCUGAGGACCGGAUGCUCCUGAGUCGGGUGCAGAAGUUGGUUGGGAUAAUUUUUGCCGCUGAUUUCUCAGUCUGCAGGGUGCUAAUUUCACCUAUCUUGGGCAAACUGACCUUAGGGCAGUCAAUUCUGAUCGUGCUUCAGCAUUUCUUUGGAAGUGUCAUCGUCAUUUAUCUUGAUGAUCUCCUUAAAAAGGGAUAUGGGUUUCUUUCGAGUAUCCCCUUGUUCAGUGCCACCGACAUUUGUACAAGUAUUUUCUGGAAAGCUUUUAGCCCCUGUAUCAUAAAGCUAUACGGUGGGCAGCAUGGUGAUCAACAUGGGGAAGCUCUCACUUCCUCCCUUAUUCAUCGAUUCGUUGGUAAUGGAAACUACAAAUUGUCUUCGAUGCAUAAGGUGUACGGAUGUCGAGACCUCCCGGAGAUGGCUAGUGUGCUUUCCACGUGCGCCUUCUUUCUACUCGUCCUCAGCCUGCAAGGCUUCCAUGCCACGUUGCCACUGAGAUCCAGUGAGGUGCCUAGUAUGCAAAUGAACUAUGCCAUCAAGCUUUCCUACCUGUCCUUUGCACCCCUACUCUUCCAGGAUGUAAUGGCCAUAUUCCUAUACAUCAUCUCAGAGUUGCUGUACGUAAAGUUUGGUGAAAAGAACAAGGUGGUCAUUUUGCUGGGCAAAUGGAAGAAAUCCAGAUAUUUUGGGCAAGCAGUCCAGUCAGUGGCUUAGCCUACUACGUUACUACACCACCAACCUUGGCUGAAGUAGGAAGACACCCAUUCCUCACACUGGUUUAUGCGCUGUGGCAGCUUCUGGGGUGUGGCCUUACGUCAUUUUCCCUUUUCAGUGUUUGUUCACAUUCAGAGCUGUACGUUGGCAGGUUGCUUGGGGAGCGACGAAAUGUAACAGUCGCCCAGCCGGACUCUGUUCCUCUGCAGCUAUGGAGGUGCUAUGUAGGCAAGGCAGCGUUUCUUGUAGGACUCUGCAUUGGUGCACUUACGCUUCUGGCAGGCCUUGCUGGCGUGGUCGGCUCUGGCACCGGGAUCAUGUUCGCCCUCACUGUCUUGUACUCGUGCUUGGAAGAGACCAGUUAUAGAGGAGGGCCAGCUGGUGCCUUUGGUUUCUAAGAGUAUGAUAGGAUCCACGAACGCCUCAGUUUCAGUCUGGUGUUGUUUGAGUUAGUGUUGUUAUAGUGUUAUAUAACGUUACUGGUCUUCCCUCUCACGAUUAUCACAGAUAGACUAGAGAUACUAGAAUGCCCGUGAGUUGCUACGGGCUUUU
Triticum aestivum (bread wheat) is the source of this 1805-nucleotide messenger RNA. Its product is annotated as protein transport protein Sec61 subunit alpha. Gene Ontology annotation, biological process: protein transport. Lineage: Eukaryota; Viridiplantae; Streptophyta; Magnoliopsida; Poales; Poaceae. Bases 435 to 1253 code for a protein of 272 amino acids. The record is from RefSeq and is a predicted model, not a curated record. Gene Ontology annotation, cellular component: membrane. The transcript has 7 exons.